Messenger RNA from Exophiala viscosa, 429 nucleotides. RefSeq lists its product as uncharacterized. The transcript has a single exon. NCBI's taxonomy places the organism in Eukaryota, Fungi, Ascomycota, Eurotiomycetes, Chaetothyriales, Herpotrichiellaceae. Bases 1 to 429 code for a protein of 142 amino acids. The record is from RefSeq and is a predicted model, not a curated record.
AUGGCAUGGUACUCGAUCCUCCCAACCCAAUUGACCUUCCUCGAAACCUGGAUUAUCCGAGGUUUCCUUCUUCUCGCCCUGAUCAAUAUCCUCCCAUGGAUCCUGGCGCUCGUGUACGAUUUCCUGCUGUAUUUGGGCCGGGUGGUCCGGCAUGAGGUCCCGUUCUUCGGUGGGCGUGCACGAGGGGAGAAUAGGCCUCGGGCGCCGAGUCUCAGGGCAAGUACUGCGAAGGGACGGCGAUUGAGCUUUGUGGACAUUGUUACGGGCACGACGAGGCAGCAGGACACCGGGACGGAGUCGAGGCAAAGGGCCGGUCAAGGUCAUGGGCAUCAGAAGAGUUUGAGUCGGGAUAGUAUUGCUGAGGAGUGGGAGGGGGAAGGGAAAGAGGAGGAAGAAGAAGAAGAAGAAGAAGAAGAGAAGGGUAAAUGA